Dovyalis caffra is the source of this 804-nucleotide messenger RNA. NCBI's taxonomy places the organism in Eukaryota, Viridiplantae, Streptophyta, Magnoliopsida, Malpighiales, Salicaceae. The record is from the annotation of a GenBank genome assembly.
AUGGCGAUACCGAAAAUGGGAUUAAUGGGUUGGCUUAACAAGAAGAUCGUCGAUCCUCUCUAUCAAAUCCUUCGCAGGGGUUUAGAGCCGAAGCAAUUGGCUUUCUCGGCAGCACUUGGUAUUACUCUCGGAAUAUUUCCUAUAUGCGGUGUUACUGUUCUGCUUUGUGGAGUGGCUAUUGGGUUGCUUGGAUCUCUUUGCCAUGCUCCAACUUUGAUGUUAGCUAACUUCAUUGCUACUCCCAUAGAAUUGAGUUUGUUGGUGCCCUUCUUGCGCUUUGGAGAGGUUAUGACUGGUGGACCUCAUUUUCCAUUGACAUCUGAUGCAUUGAAAAAGGUUUUGACGGGACAAGCUUCGCGUGAAGUUAUAUUAAGUGUUGCUCAUGCAUUGUUGGGAUGGCUAGUAGCAGCACCCUUUAUUCUGGCUGCACUCUACAUAAUAUUUUUGCCAUGUUUCAAGGUCUUGGUUCACAAGUUCAGCGCUGUUCCAUUAAGCCCAAAGAAACCAUCCAAUUCACUUGCCGAAAUCAAGCUUAAGGUUCUUGGUUUAAUUAUGUCAGAGGAAAAUCCUACAACUGUUUCCAUUUCUCUUCAUCUUUGGGUGUGCUUUGAUUGCAUUCAUCAAAUUGUCAUUUUAAUCUUGGUUUUGGGUUGGCCAGGAUCCGACUUUGCACCUUCCUUUGGUGUUGUGAAUAAUGGAGUAGUGGGAGUGGUAGAACCAUAUGAAGGGAGCCCAUCCCCUUUUGUUGGCUUGGUUACAUUUAUACUUUUCUGUUCACUAGGAAUUUUAAUGGAAGGGUAUUGA